UUAAAAAGGUGAUCAGACGUUUAGGCCGGUUCUGUUGGAGCAGUUGCCUAUGUUCUGACAUCUGUAACCUUGGAAUAUACCUCUGGAUAUAAACUCUCCAGCAGAAUCCAUCUCUUUUUCUCUUCACCAUCGCCUGAAGCUCUCCUCCUGAGGAUUUCCCAUUGCCAACCCCUGGGAUGCUGUGAGGAAGAGGAAGAUGCCCAUGGACACUGAGGCAGAGCAGGAACUGAGCAUGGAGAGCAGGGAGGACAAAUGCCUGCGGCAGAACCUGGUGGAAGAGGACGUUUUGAGCGGCUCCACGGCGCAGGAAGCCAACGGGGAGGAAAAGCCCCGGAGAUGCCGCACGAGGAGGAGCUGCAAAUGCAGCUGGUGGGGAUCUGAGGGGGAAAGAGCCAGCCUGGGCCGGGAAGGUGGCGGGAGAUGGAGCCAGAGCUCGGAGCUGGUACUCCAUGAGCAGCUCCAUGAUGGGGAGAAGCCCCACAUGUGUGUGGAGUGUGGGAAGAGCUUCAGGCGGAACUGCAACCUGAUUGUGCACCAGAGGAUCCACACUGGGGAGAAGCCCUACGAGUGUGGGGAGUGUGGAAAGAGCUUCAGCCAGAGCUCCAGCCUGAUCAAGCAUCAGAGGAUCCACACUGGAGAACGGCCCUUCGAGUGUGGGGAGUGUGGGAAGAGCUUCAGCCUGAGCUCCAACCUGAUCAAGCACCAGAGAACCCACACUGGGGAGAGGCCCUUCGAGUGUGGGGAGUGUGGGAAGAGCUUCUCGCAGAGCUCCCACCUGUCCUCGCACAAGAGGACCCACACUGGGGAGAGGCCCUUCCAAUGCCCCGAGUGCGGGAAGGGAUUCAGGCAGAACGCCCACCUCAUCAGGCACCGGCGCAUCCACACUGGGGAGAGGCCCUACGAGUGUCCCCAGUGUGGACAGAGCUUCAGCCAGAGUUCAGAGCUGGUGGUCCAUAAAAAGCUUCAUGAUGGGGAGAAGCCCCACAAGUGCUUGCAGUGUGGGAAGAACUUUAGGUGGAGCUCCAACCUGAUCAGCCACCAGAUGAUCCACACUGGGGAGUGGCCUUACGAGUGUGGGGAGUGUGGGAAGGGCUUCAGCUACAGAUCCAACCUUGUGACCCACCAAUGUCUCCACACUGGAGAGAGGCCCUACGAGUGUCCCCAGUGUCAGAAGAGGUUUCCGAGCAGCUCCAAUCUCCUCCAGCACCAGCGGAUUCACACUGAGGAGAGGCCCUUCCUCUGCCCUGAGUGCGGGAAGGGCUUCAAGCGCAACUGCAACCUCAUCAAGCACUGGCGCAUCCACACUGGGGAGAGACCCUACCAGUGUGCCACAUGUGGGAAGAGGUUUCAGACAAGCUCCCAUCUCCUCCUGCAUGAGCGGAUUCACACGGAUGAGAGGCCCUUCCACUGCCCCGACUGUGGGAAGGGUUUCAAGCACAACUCCACCCUCAUUACCCACCGACGCAUCCACACAGGGGAGAGGCCCUACAAGUGUCCCCAGUGUGAGAAAAGCUUCACCAGUAGCUCUCACUUGACCAGACACCAACGGACCCACCAAGGCGAGAAGCCCCAGAAGUGCUUGAAAUGUGGGAAGAGCUUCAGCCAGAAAUCCAACCUGAUCUGCCACAUGAAAAUCCACACGGGGGAGAGGCCCUAUAUAUGUGAGGAGUGUGGGAAGAGCUUCAGCCGGAGAUCCAACUUGACUGUCCACCUGAGGAGCCACACCGAGGAGAGGUCUUACAAGUGUGAGGAGUGUGGGAAGAGCUUCAGCUGGAUCUCCUGCCUGAUUGUCCACCUGAGGAGGCACACCGAGGAGAGGUGUUACAAGUGUGAGGAGUGUGGGAAGAGUUUCAGCCGGAUCUCCCACCUGACUGUCCACAUGAGGAGGCACACCAGGGAGAAACCCUACGAGUGUGAUAAAUGCAGAAAGGGGUUUCAGACCAGCUCUGAUCUCCUCAGGCACCAGCGCACUCACACAGAGGAGAGGCCCUUCCUCUGCCCCGACUGCGGGAAAGGCUUCAAGUACAACUCCUCCCUUGUCAGCCACCAGCACAUGCACACCCAGGAGAGGCCCUAUGAGUGUCCCGAGUGUGGGAAGAGAUUCACCCACAAGUCGAACCUGAUUGUCCACAAGAGGAUCCACACUGGCGAGAGGUCUUACGAGUGUGGGGAGUGUGGGAAGAGCUUCUGCCAGCGCUCCCACCUGAUCUACCACCUGAGGAGCCACACUGGGGACAAGCCCUAUGAGUGUGAUAAAUGCAGGAAGAGGUUUCAGACCAGCUCUCAUCUUGUCAGGCACCAGAGGAUUCACACGGAGGAGCGGCCCUUUCGCUGCCCUGACUGCGGGAAGGGCUUCAGGGACAACUCCACCCUCGUGACCCACCGGCGCAUCCACAGUGGGGAGAGGCCUUAUGAGUGUCCUGAGUGUGGGAAG
This is a messenger RNA of Melospiza melodia melodia, 2434 nucleotides long. RefSeq names its product zinc finger protein 850-like. NCBI's taxonomy places the organism in Eukaryota, Metazoa, Chordata, Aves, Passeriformes, Passerellidae. The annotation marks the transcript as partial. The transcript has 7 exons. The record is from RefSeq and is a predicted model, not a curated record.